AUGAAACGAGCGCUGAUUCUAUUCUCCUUCCUGGCUCUGCAGUCUGUGCAAUCGUUCCGCCAGCAUGCUCCUCCCCAUCCGCCGCCACGUUUCUCCUCUUCUGACAGCUCAUCCAUGAGCUCCGAGGAGGACUCGUUCGAGCAAAUGAUCAAUAGAAAGAAGUUCGUUUCUCCGGAUGAGAUGCUUGAGACUCAGAAGAAGCAACAGCCUCAGCCGAAGCCGCAGCCACCAAAGCAACCGGAAGGAAUGAAAAACAAAUUCUUCGAUCGUCCGUCCUCGGAAGAGCUUGAAGCUUACGAAGAGAAGGUUCAGCGCCAGAACAAGAACCGUGUGCGACCAAACGACGCUUCGGUGAUGAUCAAUGAGCAACCAGUGAUCGUCCAAGGACCAGUGGAUCCGGAGAUGCAGAGAAAGCAGAAAUUGGACGAUGCCGACGCGAAGAUGUUCAUGGAGGCGCUCGGAGAGAUCUACCUGCAGAAGGUGGACGACGAGUCUCGCGAAAGAGACCGCUUCCCGGCGCCAGCUGGGCCAAUGGGACCGCCCGGACCUCCACUCGACAUCGAUUAUUUCUACGUUCCGUAUGAGGAGCCUGGCAAAAAAGAGUCGAACAACAAUGGAAACAACAAUGUGCACGUCAAUGUGAACCAUGUCCAGGUUUGUCGAAAAUAAGUUGAGUCAGCACAGAAACGGUGGUCUCCAGGUGAACUCCAACGUCCUCCACGUUCCUGCCAAGGACGACAAGAAGCCAUCAGAGCUCCGCCGCGAGCCGGAACCACUUCCGAUGGCCCCUGCCUACCACUUCUCCGAGCCAGUCACCACUUCCAAGUACCUCUACUUGAACCUGAACAUGACUGACGUCGCGAUCCUUAUUGCUCUCGUCGCUGCCUUCCUUUUUGCCAUCAAGAAGGCGUACAGCCGUUGUUUCCCAAAGUAUGUCCUUUCAAAAUCCGUGUCUGCACACUUAUUCUCCAUUCCAGGAAGCAAGUGGCUCCACAGUUGCCGACAACUCUUCCGCCCACGUACACCCCGUCUACAGUAGCCGUUGAGACCACCUCGAAGAAAAUCCCGCAGUAA
Molecule: messenger RNA, 1074 nt
Organism: Caenorhabditis sp. 36 PRJEB53466
Lineage: Eukaryota; Metazoa; Nematoda; Chromadorea; Rhabditida; Rhabditidae
Source: the annotation of a GenBank genome assembly